Molecule: messenger RNA, 1034 nt
Organism: Cimex lectularius (bed bug)
Lineage: Eukaryota; Metazoa; Arthropoda; Insecta; Hemiptera; Cimicidae
Product: zinc finger matrin-type protein 2
Exons: 4
Coding region: 147-749 (200 amino acids)
Biological process (GO): mRNA splicing, via spliceosome
Cellular component (GO): U4/U6 x U5 tri-snRNP complex; nucleus; spliceosomal complex
Molecular function (GO): zinc ion binding; nucleic acid binding
Source: RefSeq, a predicted model, not a curated record
CCUUCUUGUCAGGUUACAAGUUUUAUUUCCGAACGUAAAUAAAGGAAGGGAGAAGUGAAGAACCUUCUAAUAGCUUUUCUUUUCUCUAGUUUAAUUAAGUUUUUUUUCGUAUGAGACCGUGAAUUAUACUUGUGUCAAGACAUACAAUGAGUUCGUCCAAUAAGAUCAGCGACCACCGUCGGAAAUGGGACGCGGAGGAGUACGAGAAGAUGGCAUCGGAGCGGAUCCAGCAGGAGCUGGAAGCUCAGGAGAAGGCAAACCAGAAGAGCAUUCCGGUCAAGAGGGAGUUCCUGAAACAGAGAGACUACAAAGUCGACCUCGAUUCCAAACUCGGCAAGAGUGUCGUCAUAACGAAAAACACCCCUUCGUCGCAGUCUGGCGGUUACUACUGUAAUGUAUGCGACUGCAUUGUCAAAGAUUCGAUCAACUUCCUCGACCACAUCAAUGGGAAGAAGCACCAGAGGAAUCUCGGUAUGUCGAUGCGAAUUGAACGUUCGAGCCUGGAUCAGGUCAAGAAGAGGUUUGAGGUGAACAAGAAGAAGCUUGAGGAGAAGAAAAGGGACUAUGAUCUCGAACAGCGUAUGAAAGAGAUACAAGAGGAGGAAGAUAAGCUGAAAGAGUACAGGAGGGAGAGAAAACGAGAAAGAAAGCGACAGUUUGAAGAAGAUCCAGACGAGGUCCACCCACAGUCAGAGCUGGCUGUCAUCAUGGGAUUCUCGGGGUUCGGAGGAGGGAAAAAGAACAAAUAAAUCGCGAUGAACCGAUGUGUCUUCUCAAACAGCAUACAAUCUUGUCAUUCAUUAUAAUUAUUUAUUUAUAAAGAAAAAAAUUUUUUAAAAAUAAAUAAUAAUAUCAUAAAUAAACAUAACAAACUUGUAAAUAUUAUUUGUAGAUUUUGAAGGUAUAGAUUUAAAAUUUAUCUUAUUUUUUACCUUUUUUCAUAUCUAGAAUGUUUACCUAUAACAUGUAAAUAUACACAAAAAAACAAGAGGGGAAGUUUGAUUAAAUAUGACCAUAAAAAAUACUCCUUGGUU